AUGAGUGAAUGCCCUGUCCACAAACCCGCCAAUAUCGCUGGCAGUGGCACCAGGAACCCUGACUGGUGGCCGGACCAGCUGAAGCUGGGGAUUCUGCGCCAGCAUGGUGAGGCUAGCAACCCCCAUAGCAGUGAUUUUGAGUAUGCAGCCGCCUUCGAGAGUCUCGACUACGAUGCGCUCAAGAAGGACCUGCACAACCUGAUGACCGACUCACAGGAGUGGUGGCCUGCCGACUUUGGUCACUAUGGCGGUCUGUUUAUUCGCAUGGCCUGGCAUAGCGCCGGCACCUACCGCGUGUUUGACGGUCGCGGUGGUGGUGGUCAAGGUCAGCAGCGGUUCGCUCCCCUGAACAGCUGGCCUGAUAACGCCAGUCUGGAUAAGGCACGUCGUCUGCUGUGGCCUAUCAAGCAGAAGUACGGCAGUAAGAUCUCCUGGGCCGACCUGAUGCUGCUGACCGGCAACGUCGCCCUCGAGUCCAUGGGGUUCAAGACCUUUGGGUUCGCUGGCGGUCGCCCGGAUACCUGGGAGGCCGACGACGCAACAUACUGGGGUGGUGAACAUACCUGGUUCCCGUUGCCCGAGGGUAACGACGUGCGUUAUGCCCCCGACACUGAUGCCGACAAGAAGACGCAGAGCGACAUCCGCACGCGGAAACUCGAGGACCCCCUGGCCGCCGUGCACAUGGGUCUGAUCUACGUGAACCCCGAGGGCCCUGAUGGUAAUCCGGACCCUAUCGCUGCCGCUCGCGACAUCCGCACCACAUUUGGCCGUAUGGCGAUGAACGACGAAGAAACCGUCGCUCUGAUUGCCGGCGGGCACACCUUUGGCAAGACCCACGGCGCGGGUCCGGCCGAUAAGGUGGGCCGCGAACCAGAGGCGGCCGAUCUGCACGAGCAAGGGCUGGGCUGGACCAGCACCCAUCGCUCGGGCAAGGGCACUGACAGCAUCACCAGCGGCAUCGAGGUGACAUGGACCAAGACGCCAACGCGGUGGAACAUGGACUACCUGGACUACCUGUUCAAAUUCGAAUGGGAGCUGACUAAGAGUCCUGCCGGCGCCAACCAGUGGACGGCCAAGAACGCGGGUGAAGUCAUCCCAGAUGCGUACGACGCCGGCAAGAAGCACAAGCCCAAGAUGCUGACCACUGAUCUGGCCCUGCGCUAUGACAAGGACUACGAGCGCAUCGCCCGCCACUACCUGAAACAUCCCGACCAGUUCGCCGACGCCUUUUCGCGUGCCUGGUUCAAGCUACUGCACCGCGACAUGGGUCCGCGCGCGCGCUGGCUGGGGCCUGAGGUGCCCAAGGAGAAGCUGCUCUGGGAGGACCCCAUCCCGGCGCCUGACCACCCGCUCAUCGAUAACGAGGACGCGCUGGCUCUGAAGCAUGAGAUCCUGGCGUCCGGAGUCGAGCCGACCAAGUUCAUCACCACCGCCUGGGCGUCCGCGUCCACCUUCCGCGGCAGCGACAAGCGCGGAGGCGCCAAUGGAGCUCGUAUCCGUUUGGCUCCGCAGAAGGACUGGGCGGUGAACAACCCAGCACAGCUACAGGAGGUUCUGCGCGUGUUGGAGGGAAUACAGCGCCAUUUCAACAGCGCGCAGACGGGCAACAAGCGGAUCUCCCUGGCGGACCUGAUUGUGCUGGCCGGAUGCGCUGCCGUCGAGCGUGCCGCCGGCCACCCGGUUCCGUUCACCCCGGGUCGCAUGGACGCGACACAGGAACAGACGGACGUCGAUCAGUUCGAGUACCUUAAGCCCGUGGCGGACGGAUUCCGCAAUUACGGCAAGUCGACGCCGCGGGUGCGCGCAGAGCAGUACCUAGUCGACAAGGCGCAGCUGCUGCAACUGACGCCACCAGAGAUGACGGUGCUGGUGGGUGGGUUGCGCGUGUUGAAUGCCAACUAUGACGGCUCCAACAAGGGAGUGUUCACCAACCGACCGGGCCAGCUGACCAACGACUUCUUCGUGAACCUGCUGGACAUGGGCACGGUGUGGAAGCCGACAGGACCGGACCACGAGCUCUUCGAGGGCUUCGACCGACGCACGGGCGCGAAGAAAUGGACCGGCACGCGUGUGGACCUCGUGUUUGGCUCCCAUGCUGAGCUGCGUGCGUUGGCCGAGGUGUACGGCAGCCACGACGGACAGGCCAAAUUCGUGAAGGACUUUGUGGCGGCUUGGGAUAAGGUGAUGCAGCUGGACCGGUUUGAUGUGGCCUACUCGAGUCUCUCGUCGCGUCCUCGUCUGUAG
This is a messenger RNA of Aspergillus tanneri, 2244 nucleotides long. Its product is annotated as catalase/peroxidase. The record is from RefSeq and is a predicted model, not a curated record. Gene Ontology annotation, molecular function: catalase activity; heme binding. Gene Ontology annotation, biological process: hydrogen peroxide catabolic process; cellular response to hydrogen peroxide. The transcript has a single exon. Gene Ontology annotation, cellular component: cytosol. The coding region runs from base 1 to 2244 and encodes 747 amino acids. NCBI's taxonomy places the organism in Eukaryota, Fungi, Ascomycota, Eurotiomycetes, Eurotiales, Aspergillaceae.